ACCCUAAACGCAAAUCUCCCACCUUUGCGCCGCCAAUCCAGUCUCUCGCCUCUCCUCCUAGAAACCACCAUGGCGCCCAAGGCCGAGAAGAAGCCCAAGGUGGAGAAGCGCGUGCCCGGGAAGGAGGGCGAGACUAGCAAGAAGAAGGCCAAGAAGAGCAACGAGACAUACAAGAUCUACAUCUUCAAGGUGCUCAAGCAGAUUGACCCGGACAUGGGUAUCUCCUCCAAAUCAAUGUCCAUCAUCAACUCCAUCAUCAACGACAUCUUCGAGAAGCUCGCCGGAGAGUCGGCAAAGCUCGCACGCUACAACAAGAAGCCCACCAUCACCUCCCGGGAGAUCCAGACUGCCGUGCGCCUUGUCUUUCCAGGCGAGCUUGCCAAGCACGCCGUCUCCGAGGGAACCAAGGCCGUUACCAGAUUCACCGUGUAUUAGAUCGCCACCAAGACUUUCUUAGUCUGGUUUGGUUUCUUCAUUUGUCAACAAAAAUAUGGAGUUAUGUUUCCCUAUGCAAAAAUGUAGAAUGAGUUGGAUUUGCUAAUCAAUGAAUUAUCCAGUGUUUGUUUGAAA
Triticum urartu is the source of this 570-nucleotide messenger RNA. Its product is annotated as histone H2B.6. Gene Ontology annotation, cellular component: nucleosome. The record is from RefSeq and is a predicted model, not a curated record. Gene Ontology annotation, molecular function: structural constituent of chromatin; DNA binding; protein heterodimerization activity. Lineage: Eukaryota; Viridiplantae; Streptophyta; Magnoliopsida; Poales; Poaceae.